UGCCUUAAAAGCUAGUAUUGAUUACAGCGCGCCAUGACACGCUGUGCGGCGCAUGUGCCAAGGGGGUGGCGGAGAGUGCGCGGCGUGGAACGCGCGCGCUUCUGCAGAACAACUACCCCCGUUCAGGCCUAGGGAAAUCCACCCACGCGGAGGGAAGAUAUCUAGGGCUUUAAUUCGUUUAGUCGACGAAAUCAAAGUUAUCAUUCACAGAAUGAUGCAGAGGAGGUGUAUGCAUUGAAACAAGAUAAAUUAUGUUAUGCGUUACGCCUAGUUAGUUUACAAAGACGCUCUUGAUUAUCGUGCAGAACCUGCAGUGUCAGAGACGUUUGAAUUAAACCAGAAACGGGAACAAGCAACAUGCGGGUGGGAAUUGUGCAGGAUCAUUGAUGAAACCAAUUUGCUCCGAACUUUUCUUCUGGUAGAUUAAGUUUUAGGUUGUGUUUUUAUGUUUUGUUUUUUAUAGGCAACCGAUUGUACAAAAAACACUUCAGAAGAUGAUUUUGUGUUUAUAUGCUGUCCGAAAAUAGAAUUUUUGGUCAUUCAUGACCGCCAUUGAGCAUCAUCAAUCAACAAUCCGUGAAAAGGGUGAAGUGAUACAGUUCAUUAGCACACCUCGCCACUCGACCGGCGGGCGCUCGUCUCGAUUCAGAUAAAUGUGGAAAUGAAAAGUAGAAAAGGGGAAAACAGAGGUGGAAUAAAAAUGUGGGUUACGUCGCUUUCUUCUUGCGGUGGGCGCUAAGUAAUUGAAACCGUUUUACGUUGGGGUUCGCUCUCGAUGAAUAAACCAUCGACUUUUAUUCGCGCACGGAAACUCAUCGGCACGUUGCUUAAAUAAAAUCUCAAGAGAAUCUAUUACAAUUCUUUGUUUGCGUUUAAGACAAACACAAGAUUUUUCAUUUGAGGCCUGUAUUUAAACUUUAAUUUAAUGAAAAAGAAUCCUUUGUAGUUUUUAGUAGUGUAAUUUGAAGGUUAGAAAUAGUAGCUAUUCUUUUUCAUGAUGCGCAACUGGUGUCAUCAUUGAUCCAUUGGAAAUUGAAAGCAAUGUCAGUGUGAACAAUGUCAUUGUGUUCUUAUAUUCUUUGAGUGUCGUAUAUAAAAAGUAUAUACAACCUACAAAUACACCGUUGGGCCUGAUGUAAUCGAAACUAAAAAUAAAUUUCGCCGAGUCGCGCAUCCCUCGCGAGAAGAGAAGCGAGGCGGUGAGAAUCGCGUAAAACCGUGAUUCUGCCAAUCAUGACCGGGUAAACGUGCGCUGCGCGACUUUGCGUCGUCAAACCCUCUAUAAAAGGCCAACCGAGGCCCAGGAAGCGCUUCAGUUGAUCGCCAUUCGUGUUACACAUUCACACCUGAUGAAAUAUUAAAAUCAACAACUUAAAAUCUGUUAAACAAAAGUGAAUAAAAAUGAGUUCCGGUAAACCCUUGCUGGGUUUGUGGCUGUACCGCAGCGAAGAGGAUUGGAGUUACAAAGAGGACGUGCCCAUGCCAGCGGUCAGCACAAAGGUAAUCACUGAUUGCGCAAAGAAACUCAUUUCUCACUACAACGCUCACGCUUUGACUUUGACCACGGCACGCACCAUGAAGGCGGCUCCCAAACCUGCUGAUCCUAAGGCUCCACCCAAAUUGGAAAAGAUCUCCGUUAUAUUUACACUGAAGAACAAAGUUGGCGGAUUGGUACGGGCACUUCAGUGCUUUCAAGAUUUGGGAAUCAACGUAGCACACAUUGAAUCCAGACCAUCCAUCACCGAAGACAAUCAAGUUGAUUUCCUCGUAGAUGUAGAAUGCGAAGCAAAAAAAGUGGAACAACUCGGGAGACUACUACGUCGGGAAGUGGUCACUAUGGUCAUCGGGACCUAUGGAGAUGGAGAAAACGAUAAAAGUUUUCCACCACCUACACCAUUAUCGGCAGCUGCUAGUUUUGAUUUUGAUGAAAUGCCGUGGUUUCCCAAGAAGAUCUCUGACCUUGAUCAAGCACAGAAUGUCCUAAUGUACGGCAGCGAGCUGGACGCAGAUCAUCCCGGCUUCAAGGACCCAGUCUAUCGGAAGAGACGCGAACACUUUGCUCGCAUCGCACACAACUACAAACAGGGCCAGCCGAUUCCACGCGUGCAAUAUACCGAGAUGGAAACUAAAACCUGGGGUAUUGUCCUGAAUGAAUUGUACAAACUGUACCAGAAACACGCGUGUAAAGAAUUUUUGGAAAACUGGCCACAGUUGGUUAAGUAUUGCGGGUAUCGCGAGGAUAAUAUUCCGCAACUGCAAGAUGUUAACGCGUUUCAAAGAAAGACCGGUUUUCAAAUACGACCGGUUGCAGGAUAUUUAAGUCCGAGGGACUUUUUGUCUGGGCUCGCAUUCAGGUUGUUUCACUGCACCCAGUAUAUUAGACAUUCGUCGGAUCCAUUCUACACUCCUGAACCUGAUUGUUGUCAUGAGUUACUUGGUCACAUGCCCCUACUGGCAAAUCCUAGUUUUGCACAGUUUUCUCAAGAAUUGGGCCUCGCGUCUUUAGGAGCUUCUGACGCAGAUGUAGAAAAACUGGCCACGUUGUAUUUCUUUACGGUGGAGUUUGGUUUGUGUAAACAAGAUGGCGAACUACGUGUAUAUGGCGCUGGGUUAUUAAGUUCUGUUGCGGAACUACAACACGCGUUAGAAACGCCAGAGAAAAUCAAACGCUUCGAUCCAGAAGUGACAUGCCGAGAAGAGUGCAUUAUCACCGCGUAUCAAAACGCCUACUAUUAUACAGACACAUUUGACGAAGCCAAAGAAAAAAUGAGGACCUUCGCUGGAACGAUCCAACGUCCAUUUGGCAUUCGUUACAACCCAUACACGCAAAGCGUAGAAGUCCUAAGCAACGCCCAAAAAAUAACAGCUUUGGUUUCUGAGCUACGUGGAGAUUUGUGUAUCGUAAACGAUGCAUUAAAGAAAAUCUCCGCACGAGACUCAACACUGGACGUUGAUAAAAUAGCCAACUUGUUACAAGUAGGCCUCAAUACUACAGAUGGCGCUGAAAUGACAAAACCCGACGAGCUAUGCUAAUCUACCUAACCUCAUAACAUAACCUUCGAUGUGUAUUUCCCUGUAGUUGUUCCAAAAUAUUAGAAGUGUGUAAAAAGUA
Molecule: messenger RNA, 3112 nt
Organism: Dalotia coriaria
Lineage: Eukaryota; Metazoa; Arthropoda; Insecta; Coleoptera; Staphylinidae
Product: tryptophan 5-hydroxylase 1-like
Biological process (GO): serotonin biosynthetic process; aromatic amino acid metabolic process
Cellular component (GO): neuron projection
Molecular function (GO): iron ion binding; tryptophan 5-monooxygenase activity
Source: RefSeq, a predicted model, not a curated record